CAUACGGUGUGAUGUGCUGGUGAGGAGAAGUGUGGAGGAAUGGGAAUUUUUGGCGUGAGUGUGUGCGUAUGUUUGCACGCGCUGCUUGAUGCUGGGUGCGCGGCGCUCAGCGAUCAGUCGCAAUUCAAUACUCAAUAAAAACACACGUGAACUGUACGAUCAAUUCUUUCCUUUUACGGCAAAUGAAUCAAAAAUAAUAUCACAACGUAGGGGCAAGUUUGCUAAAGAUCGCGGGAAAGAACAUUUUGGUGCGUAGUGACCAGGAUUUUGAUAAAUCCUUCGGUUUUUGUGAAAACCGGCGUACAGAAGCGUUUGUUCAUAAAGCAGUGCUGCGGCACUCGAUCUGUGUUAGUGUUUGUGUGUGUGAGCCUUUUGCAAAAUGUCGAAGCAGGACAAGUUGCGGUACAAGGAGCUCAAGCGGCACCAAUACAUGGACUCCAUCAAUCGUGUGAAAGAGUUCGUAAAAACGUUCACAAGUGAACAACAAAAUCAAGUGUCGACGCGACUCGAUCGUUUGGAAAAGAUUUGGGAAUCUUUUGAAACAGUGCAAGAAGACAUCGAAGAUUUGGAAAUCUCCGAGGAAGGCGUUGCAACUAAUGCGCGUAUUAGAGCAGAAAUGGAGGAAACGUAUUUGUACGCAAAGGCGCAAUUGCGUAGUAUGUUGCCCAUUCCGGCAGUCGCUGAAAUUGUGUCUGUUGCUGCAAAUGCUGCUUCAUCUUCUUCUUCAAGAGUGAAGCUCCCAUUGAUCGCACUGCCAGAGUUUGCAGGAAAUUUCGAUGCGUGGUUAACGUUCCACGACACAUACGUCUCACUCAUACACUCAUCGACGGACAUAACGGCAAUCGAAAAAUUCCACUACCUUCGAGCUUCACUCAAAGAAGAAGCUGCGAAUUUAAUACAAUCCAUUUCGGUUACAAGUGAGAAUUAUGAUUUGGCAUGGAGUACGAUCGUCAAACGUUAUUCCAACCCAAUCAUUUUGCGUAAGAAGCAUAUUCGAUCGCUCAUAUCGCUUCCUAAGAUGAAAGAAACGGGAGCAGUGGCGCUCAACCGUUUGGUUGCCGAUUUUCGACGGCAUGUCAAAAUCCUAGAACAAUUGAAAGAACCCGUGAAAUCGUUCAGUUCAAUUCUCAUCGAGUUGAUGGCAGAUAAGCUGGAUGAUGAAACACUCCGUGUGUGGGAAGAAGCCCAUGCCGAUGAAGAUCCUACAUUUACGGACAUGAUGGCGUUUUUGGAAAAACGUGUAAGAGUGUUGGAAACACUGGCAAUAGAGAAGUGUAGUGCAGUUCCCAAAAAACCAAUAAAGACAAAAGUAUCGUUGCAUGCAGCUACAACUCAUACCAACAACGUACCAGUGUGUGUGAUGUGCAAAAAGAACGGGCACAGUAUAGCGUCGUGCAAUGUGUUCAAAGGCACUAAUACACAAGAACGCAUGAGAGUGGUGAGUGAGAAAAGGCUGUGCAGAAAUUGCUUGAAAGCAGGACAUUUGGCCCAUGCGUGUGCGUCCAAAUACAAUUGCCAGCAGUGCUCUCAGCGUCACCACACACUACUUCAUGCUCACGAAGAAAACAGCAGUGUAUUAGUGGGUGAAACUUCUAGCUCUUCAACAAUGGCGUUGGCAUCGUCGAAGAAAUCCGCCGUUAACGCUAUACUCUCUACAGUGGUAUUGGUUGUUGUCGAUGCAUACGGAAAAGAACACUUAGCGCGAGCAUUGCUGGACAACGGAUCGCAGCCGAACGCGAUCAGUGAACAUCUUUGUCAGCUUUUACGACUACCACGAAAGCCCGCUAGCGUUUCAAUUGCUGGUGUGGACAGCACUACCACCAAUGCAAAGCACAUAGUAUGUACAGAAGUGCGAUCUCGGAUCUACCACUACCGACAAGCAAUGAAUUUCCUUGUGUUGAAGAAAGUAACGCAGAACAUUCCGUCAACGUCGUUUUCUACUGCUGCCGUCGGCGUUCCUUCGAACUACGUUCUGGCCGAUCCAGAUUUCGGGACCGCGCGGCGCGUGGAUAUGAUCAUCGGUGCAGCAUAUUUCUAUUCGUUGCUGCGUGGUGGACAAGUGCAUUUGCCAAACCAGCGAAACGUUCUCAUCGACACGGUGUUUGGCUGGCUCGUAGCAGGAGAUACACCGACCUUUCAUGAAUCGCAAUCGCAAACAACAAUUAGUUGUCACAUGAUGGAGGCAACCGACAAACUACAAGAACAGCUGGAGCGAUUUUGGAAGGUCGAAGAGCUUGCUAUAACAUCAUUGUCUCCUGUUGAACAACAUUGCGAGCAGUACUUCAAGCAGACGACGAAUCGAGAUGACACCGGCAGAUACGUCGUUCGCAUGCCGAAACACCACGACUACGCUCAGAUGCUUGGCGAUUCGAAGGCUGCAGCCCAGAAGCGCUUUCGGUUGUUGGAACAGAGGCUGGCUAAAGACAAGCAUCUGAAGCAGCAGUACGAUGACUUCAUGCGAGAAUACGUGACGCUGGGUCACAUGUUUCCUGUGCCGGUUGAAGAGGACAGCAUGGCUGCGGUUCACUACUUGCCGCAUCAUCCGGUGGUGAAAGAGUCCAGCACGACGACCAAGGACCAGUCGUGCAAGAUGAGCUGCUGUCUCUCGUCGUGCGAUUCCGCAAGUAUAAGGUGGCGGUGAUCGCCGACAUCGAGAAAAUGUAUCGCCAGGUGAGUAUGCAUCCCGAUGACCGACGUUUACAACGUAUUUUUUGGCGCUUUCAGAAAACAGAAGUUGUGCAAACUUUUGAGUUGGCAACGGUGACGUAUGGUCUGGCUCCAUCGUCAUUCCUAGCAACACGUACGCUACUUCAACUAGCUGAGGAUGAAGGCGCUCCUUAUCCUUUGGCAACUGAAGCCGUAAAGAAGAACUUGUACGUGGACGAUCUGAUCUCCGGCGCAGAAAGCAUUGAGCAAGCAAUUCAACUUCGUGACGAACUGACCAGUCUCAUGAGUAAGGGAGGUUUCAGGUUCCGAAAAUGGUGCUCAAACGAGUUGAGUGUGCUUGAUGGGUUGACACCUGAUCUGCUUGGAACAACAGCAUCCCAUGAAUUCGAAGCAGCCGCAAAUGUCAAGACGCUUGGCAUAUGUUGGGAACCACCAAACGAUGUAUUCCGUUUCACGAUUGCUAUCCCUGAUGUACGACCCUGCACGAAACGUACAGUGCUAUCUACGAUUGCCCAGCUGUACGAUCCGCUUGGCUUGCUAUCGCCUAUCAUCGUGCAAGCAAAAAUCCUCUUACAGGAACUUUGGGCAAACAAACUCGGUUGGGAUGACGAAUUGCCGCGGCAAUUGUGUGACAAAUGGGAAGAGUUUUGCGAACAGCUCCCCAUGCUAGCUCAUUUCAAGAUCCCGAGAUUUGCUUUGACACCCAACUAUAACUAUGUAGAGCUGCAUUGUUUUGCAGACGCAUCAGAAGCAGCUUAUGGUGCGUGUGCCUACCUGAGAUCGCAAAGCAUCGACGGCACAACCCAAGUAACGCUGCUAGCUUCUAAAUCGAGAGUGGCUCCUCUCAAACCGCUUACCAUCCCUAGACUGGAACUAUGCGCAGCCUUGCUAGCUGCCAGAUUACAGCAGAAACUAAUAUCAGCCAUUGACAUGGCAGUAAACGAAACACAUAUGUGGUCCGAUUCAACCAUCACGCUGCAAUGGCUUGCAGCACCACCUAGAAUGUGGAAAACUUUCAUCGCAAACCGAGUAGGAGAGAUACAAGCUGCUACCAAUGGAUGCAUUUGGCAUCAUGUGCCAGGGAUCGAGAACCCUGCCGACAUGCUAUCCAGAGGUGUUUCUGCGGAAUUGCUUUUGGAAAGCAACAUGUGGAUGCAUGGACCAGAUUGGCUGAUGAACGAUAGCUCGUGCUGGCCCAGCAAAUCGUAUGGACAACAGCACUUCACUGAUGAUGAGCUGGAAAGAAAGGGUAACGUUGUGUUAACUGCCCAAGUAGUCGAGCCCGACCCACUGCUCCUACGAUACUCCUCAUUCAGAACGUUGGUUCAUGUAACUGCAUAUUGCAUGCGAUUUUGCCACAUUGCGCGUGGUAAAGAACAACGCGAAACGAUCAAUCUCUCUGUGGAUGAGAUUCAAAAUGCUAAAAUCGUUUUAGUAAAGAUGGUACAGCGACAAGUAUUUCCCGAUGAACUACGACAACUGCGUAAGAAACAAAAGCUUGCUGGUGGAUCCCCACUCAAGCUACUCCAUCCAUUCAUUGACAAGGAUGGUGUCAUACGUGUUGGUGGCAGACUUGGACAUGCCGAUGUGCCAUUCUGUGUGAAGCAUCCGAUCGUCAUUCCUGGGUAUCAUCCAUUUACCCAAUUGCUGUUGAGGCAGCAACAUGAGAAAGUGAUGCAUGGUGGCAUCACAUCAACACUUUCAGCCAUUCGCGAGGAGUUUUGGCCAUUGAAUGGCAGGAGAGCGGUUCGAUCUACCAUCCGAGCAUGUUAUCGCUGCAACCGGGCCAAUCCUGUUCCAAUUCAGCAACCGAUGGGACAGCUACCGCUUUCUCGAGUCACUGCAAACGAAGCAUUUGUCUGUACAGGUGUGGAUUACUGUGGGCCGAUGAUGCUGAAGCCUGUUCAUCGCAAAGCAGCUCCUCAAAAGGCGUACCUAUGCAUUUUUGUAUGCAUGAGCACCAAAGCAGUGCAUUUAGAGCUUGUGAGUGACCUAAGUACAUCAGGGUUCCUGAAGGCUUUAGACCGUUUCAUCUUCCGACGAAACAAGCCGAACCAUAUCUAUUCGGAUAAUGGUACAAAUUUCGUCGGCGCAAAGAACGCACUUCACCAAGUCUACCAGAUGCUGCAUGACGAAGCUCAAAACCGUCAAAUCAAUAACUACCUAGCAGAAGAAGGAAUUGAAUGGCACCUUAUUCCACCUCGUGCACCAAACUUCGGUGGGCUUUGGGAAGCCGCCGUGAAGGUGGCCAAGAAGCUUUUGGUCAGGCAGUUAGGUGUCUCGCUACUAUCUUAUGAGGAUCUGGCAACAGUGCUGAUCAAAAUCGAAGGCUGCAUGAAUUCUCGUCCAUUGACGCCGCUUUCGAAUGACCCUAACGAUUUGUCAGCUUUAACACCGAGUCAUUUUCUCAUCAAGGGAAUGAUGCGUCCACCUCCAGAAACUGACAUACGGGAUGUCCCGACCAAUCGACUCGACCAGUAUCAGCGGUUGCAGAAGUACGCUCAACAUUUCUGGCAGCGCUGGCGUACAGAGUAUCUUCAUGAGCUUGCUCAGCAACAGCGACGUAAUCCACCAGAACAACAAGUCUCUAUCGGAGACAUCGUCAUUAUCAAGGAUGAACAUCUCCCAUCCGCUCGUUGGCCCUUGGCUCGGAUCGUGGAAGUACACCCUGGGCAGGAUGGGAUUGUGCGUGUUGUUACCUUAAAAACUGCCUCUGGGGUAAUGAAGAGACCGUCGUCUAAUAUAUGUUUGUUAGAGUGUUCACGAGAAUUUUGAAAACUUAGUUGUUCAAGGGGGCCGGUAUGUUUGGUACCGCAUACGGUGUGAUGUGCUGGUGAGGAGAAGUGUGGAGGAAUGGGAAUUUUUGGCGUGAGUGUGUGCGUAUGUUUGCACGCGCUGCUUGAUGCUGGGUGCGCGGCGCUCAGCGAUCAGUCGCAAUUCAAUACUCAAUAAAAACACACGUGAACUGUACGAUCAAUUCUUUCCUUUUACGGCAAAUGAAUCAAAAAUAAUAUCACAACGUAGGGGCAAGUUUGCUAAAGAUCGCGGGA
This is a messenger RNA of Anopheles merus, 5717 nucleotides long. RefSeq lists its product as uncharacterized. NCBI's taxonomy places the organism in Eukaryota, Metazoa, Arthropoda, Insecta, Diptera, Culicidae. The coding region runs from base 2659 to 5442 and encodes 927 amino acids. Gene Ontology annotation, biological process: DNA integration. Gene Ontology annotation, molecular function: zinc ion binding; nucleic acid binding. The record is from RefSeq and is a predicted model, not a curated record. The transcript has 2 exons.